This is a messenger RNA of Clupea harengus (Atlantic herring), 507 nucleotides long. Its product is annotated as ladderlectin-like. Bases 70 to 444 code for a protein of 124 amino acids. The transcript has 5 exons. The record is from RefSeq and is a predicted model, not a curated record. Lineage: Eukaryota; Metazoa; Chordata; Actinopteri; Clupeiformes; Clupeidae.
AGAACGGGACUGUCGCCUAGUGUUCCACAACUCUAGAACCUUUUGGACAUAAAGUACACCGCCAGCAGCAUGAUCAACAAAGCCAGCUUUCUUCUCCUCUCUGCUCUCCUCAUCUGCUGUGGAGCAGAAGACACAGGUACUGAGGGCUCAGAACAGGAGGUUGAGGUGCACUCUUUUGAUAUGCUCACAGAGAACAGUGUAGGGAACAGUAGGAGGACUUGCCCUCAGUACUGGACUCGUUAUGGUACCCGCUGUUUCAAGUUUGUCUCCACAGCAAGAACUUGGGCCGAAUCUGAGCGUUACUGUGUGGGGUUAAGAGGGAACCUGGCCUCGGUGCACAGCUCAGGUGAGCACCGUUUCAUCAAGGAUCUGAUCCUUAGACAAGCUCGAGGCAAUCCUCGUACUUGGAUCGGAGGAUAUGAUGCUACUCAGGUACAAGUAUGACGGCUGCAAGUUAUUGAUCAUAGUUAUCUUUUUUCCUAACAUGAGCAUGUUGAAUAUUACAAU